Molecule: messenger RNA, 1966 nt
Organism: Cyclopterus lumpus (lumpfish)
Lineage: Eukaryota; Metazoa; Chordata; Actinopteri; Perciformes; Cyclopteridae
Gene: grb2b
Product: growth factor receptor-bound protein 2b
Exons: 6
Coding region: 745-1398 (217 amino acids)
Molecular function (GO): protein binding
Source: RefSeq, a predicted model, not a curated record
GCCGUGGCAACAGUUUGACGUUUUUUUACAGCCGUACAUCUGAAAGGAUGGGGGGGGGGGGGAUCAUCCAGCCUAUUUUCUAUAAUGCUCCAUCCUGCCUUUUUUCAUAUCCUAACUCAAUAUUUAAUGUCCGACAUGGAUUAUUUAGCGUUAUGUGUCUAAUUUGAAUCUCACUGAAGAUAGAUAGAUGUCGUAAAGUAGCUACAUGCUGAUGAUAGGUAUUUGUGUGCCGAUUGAUUAGGCGACUUAAAAAUAAUCACAGACGAUCAUUAAGUCCCGUCGCAGGCAGCAUAUCAGUAAUGUGGAGGCUUCGGCAGACCAGCGGGGCAGACUGACAGGGAGGAGCUCCAGUCACAACAGCAGGCAGACCCUCCCAGCGCCGCGGAAGGAAGCGGAAAUAAACGUCGCAAACCGUAUGCUAGUAGCUCCGGACUCCUCGGACGGGGUGUAAGCGACAUCACACACACACAUCGGUCGUUGCCUCCAAAGAGGAAGCAGGGAGUGGAUAAUCACACGGUAGGGGCUUUCGCUUGUUACGGUGGCAGCGUCAAAAACGGAACAUCUCGAGUGGUACCUCACGGUGACCUUUAUGUGAGGUCCAAGCCCUAAAGGAGCGGGUCAUAGACGGGAGGAGAGACUCGGAGGAAAGCAUCUGGCCACAGAAGCCGGGGAUACGCGUUUUUAUUUUUUAUUCAGGCCCCUGAAACGCGACCACAGCCAAAGCGGGUUUUCCAGCAGCAAACCAUGGAGGCCAUCGCCAAAUACGAUUUCAAAGCUACUGCUGACGAUGAGCUUAGUUUCAAGCGUGGGGAAGUUCUCAAGGUAUUAAAUGAAGAGUGUGAUCAGAACUGGUACAAGGCAGAGCUAAAUGGAAAAGAUGGCUUCAUUCCCAAGAAUUACAUAGAGAUGAAAGCCCAUCCGUGGUUCUUCGGGAAGAUCCCGCGCGCCAAAGCCGAGGAGAUGCUAAACAAACAGAGGCACGACGGCGCUUUCCUCAUCCGAGAGAGCGAGAGUGCACCGGGAGACUUCUCCCUCUCUGUGAAGUUUGGAAAUGACGUCCAGCACUUCAAGGUUCUUCGCGAUGGGGCUGGAAAGUAUUUCCUAUGGGUGGUGAAGUUUAACUCCCUCAAUGAGCUGGUGGACUACCACCGCUCCACCUCAGUUUCUCGCAACCAACAGAUCUUCCUGCGAGACAUAGAGCAGGUCCCCCAGCAUCCCACAUAUGUGCAGGCGCUCUUUGACUUCGACCCCCAGGAGGAAGGAGAGCUGGGCUUCAGACGCGGGGACUUCAUCCAGGUCCUGGACAACUCCGACCCCAACUGGUGGAAAGGGGGCUGCCACGGCCAAACGGGCAUGUUCCCCCGCAACUACGUCACACCUGUCAAUCGGAACAUGUAAACAGUCAGACCAUGUAGACGACGACGACAACAACAACCACAGCAGCAGCAACCACCACCACCAUCAUUGUUCUUGAUCUCAUCCUGCACCCCCCUCCAUCCAACGCCCAACCACCCCUCCGUCCCACCAUAACAGGAGCAGACGGGAAGAACGCAAACAGCUGAGAGAGAGAGAGAUAUAUAAAACAGGAGUAGUGCUGUCGUAGGCGUCGCCUUGUGGGCUGCAGCUGAGCAAAAAUCAACUUUUACUUGUGCUGAGUGUUCGCCCACCAAGUGAACGCCUCGGCGGAGGAUUGAGCGGCCUUUGAGGGAAGUCAACGCAGAGAAACUAAAGGGUAGUGCACCAACCGUGAAGAUAACCAAAUGAUUCUCCCGCUCCCGCUGCUGCUUCUGUCUUCUCCUUAACUUCUUAACAUUCUGCCCUUCUUAUGUGUCUUUUUUUUUUUCUUCCUUUUUUUUCUUUUCUUUGCCGCAUGUUGUUUUAAUCACCUAAAUGAAAUGCCUACCGAUAAAUCCCUAACUCUGUUUUAAAGAAAAAAUGUUUUAAAAAAAGAAGAAUAAAAAAAAAA